AUGGUUCAGAUGAGGUGGGAUGCCCCACCAUCGCCGCCCCGACCUCCAAGGCAGCAGCCCAGCGGUGAGUUCCAGUGUUCCCAUGGCAACCGGUGCCUCCCCCAGCAGCAGGUGUGUGAUGGUACGCCCCAGUGCCGGGACCGGUCUGAUGAGCAGGACUGCUGGAAGCCCUCCAAGAGCUGCAGCCAUCGCUGUGACAACCGGACCAGAUGUCUCCCUCAGCAUUUCCUGUGUGACGGAGAGAGAGACUGUCAGGACGGCUCAGACGAGCAGGACUGUGGUGAGAAGCUUCAGCAGCGUCUGGUGGACACUCAGCUGUGUGACGGACGGAGGGACUGUCCUGAUGGACACGAUGAGGACGACUGUGUGGACGCUUGUAAAGGCCCUGGUGACUUCCUGUGCAAGGACAGGAGGAAGUGUGUGUCAAGGUUGGAAGUGUGCGACGGGCGUGCCCACUGCGCAGACGGCUCGGACGAGCGCGAGUGCCCGUCCUUGGCGCCAUGCGUGCUGCGCUGUGACCGGGCAGCAGUCUGCCUCAGCCAGGAACACAUCUGCGACGGCAAAUCUGACUGCAGGGACGGUGCAGACGAGAGAGGCUGCGCCUCCUACAGUGCAGCCCACCCCAGGACAGUGGCUCCGGUCUCGGUGAAGUGCCGACUGGGUACGCUCCUCUGCAGUGACCACAGGGAGUGUGUGCUCUACAGUCACGUGUGUGACGGAGAAGCAGACUGCCGGGAUGGCUCAGACGAGCUGGGAUGUGCCGUCCACUGCAAGAAGGGUGAGUUCCAGUGUUCCCAUGGCAACCGGUGCCUCCCCCAGCAGCAGGUGUGUGAUGGUACGCCCCAGUGCCGGGACCGGUCUGAUGAGCAGGACUGCUGGAAGCCUUCCAAGAGCUGCAGCCAUCGCUGUGACAACCGGACCAGAUGCAUCCCUGACAGUUUCCUGUGUGACGGAGAGAGGGACUGUUUGGACGGGUCGGAUGAAGGGAUCUGUGCAACCAAUCGGUGUGGCGCCUCAGAGUUCCGUUGCAGCAGUGGCCAGUGCGUGUCGGGUGCGCUGCGCUGCGACAGCCACGCCGACUGCAGGGACCGCUCUGACGAGGCGGGCUGCGCCAAGCCUCCACGCUGCCCCCCCGAGCUGCGCUGCCCGCUCAGCCACGAGUGCCUGUUGAAGGACUGGCUCUGUGACGGAGAGGACGACUGCCUGGAUGGCUCCGAUGAGAAGAACUGCAAGGCCUCUCCUCUGAAGUGUGGGCACUACCAGUGGGCGUGUGCCUCCAAGCAGCAGUGUGUACCCGCCAGCUGGAGGUGUGACGGAGGGAUGGACUGUCGUGACGGCAGCGACGAGAAGGGAUGCGGACGCCCCAAGUGUGCGUCCCAACUCUUCCAGUGCAGUAGUGAGGAGUGUGUCGACCCCAGGCUGGUGUGUAACCAGAUCACCAACUGUCCAGAUGGGUCUGACGAGGGCCCGGGCUGUGUCCUCCGGAACUGCAGCAGCCCCACAGCCCCUCCCUGUGAACACCACUGCAUCAGCACCCCCCAUGGACCGAGAUGCGGCUGCGCGUCAGGCUUCAAACUGCGGCCCAGGGGCGUGUCCUGUGAGGACGCCGAUGAGUGUAGCCUCCAGCAGGGGGCGCUCUGCAGCCACACCUGCCUCAACACCCGCGGCUCCUACCUCUGCCAGUGUCACUCUGGAUACCUGCUGGAGCUUGACGGACACACCUGCAAGAGCCCGGUGGAGCCGGUGUUGCUGGCAUGUGUCACGUCUGAGCUGCUGCUGCUGGGUGUGCGCAGCGCCAGCCUCCGAGUGCUCAUCUCCUCCAGCAGACCCGUCUUCUCCCUGGACUACCACUGGGGGCGCCAGAGGGCCUACUGGCUCAGCCUGGAGCAGGAGAGUAUCCUCUGGGCCUCCCUGGACCACCACAGCCCUGCUGGGGGGACCCUGCUCAAAGGUGUGAAGUCUGACUGCCUGGUGGUGGACUGGGUUGGGGAGAACUUGUACUGGCUGGACGGGGAGAAGGGCCAGGUUCUAGUGGCCCACCUGGGCCAGGGUCUGCUGAGGCCUCAGGACUGCAUCGUGGUGCUGGACGAGGACCUGGAUCAGCCACGCUCACUGGUCCUGCUGCCGCAGAAGGGGUUGAUGUUCUGGUCGGAAAUUGGCAGUGAGCCCCAGAUUGAGCGGUCAGGGAUGGACGGUUCCGAGCGCGUGGUUGUGGUCAGUCGUGGGCUGAGCUGGCCGGUCAGUUUGGCCGUGGACCAUCUGGCCCACAGGAUCUACUGGACCGACCAGAAGCUGCACUGCCUGGGCUCAGCUGGCCUGGACGGAGAGGACCUCAAGCUGCUCCAGCUAUCGGAGACCCACAGCCCCUUCGCAGUGUCCGUGUUCAACGACCAGGUCUACUGGUCUGACACCAAGAGAAGGACCAUCCAGACGGCCCACAAGAGAACCGGCAAGAACCGCCGAGUCCUUCUCAAGAGACCCGGCCAGCCGUUCGGACUCAAGGUGGUCCACCCCCAGGCCCAGGUCAACGUGUCCAGCCCCUGUGGCAGGGUGAGGUGCUCCCACCUGUGUCUGCUGGCUCCAGGGGUAGCUCCAGGCUCCGGGCCCAGGGCCGUGUGUCGCUGCCCAGCAGGACUGCUCCUCGCUGAGGAUGGUGUCACCUGUGCCCCCCCUGUGGACUCCACCUUCCUGCUGCUGCUUUCCCCCACUACCAUCACUCAGAUCUUCCUGCGCAGCAUGCGUGGCGGGCUGGGUCUGAAGCAGUGGCCAGACCACCGCGUCCUGCCCAUGCCGGGCGUCAACGAGGCGUCCACUCUGGACGUGUCCCUCCGGGAGCACGGCGUCUACCUGGCCGACUCGGCCCAGGGCUCCGUGGUUCUCAUGGCCCUGAGCAGGGCGGGCCUGUCCCCGACGCCGGGCGGCCCCGUGCUGGCCCUGCAGGACGAGUAUGUGACGGCGCUGGCUCUGGACUGGGUCACCCUCAACCUCUACUGGAGCAGCAGCAGGCAGCCGCACGUCCACGUCACGGCCACCCGGGGGCGCUUCACCAGGACUCUGGUGCAGGUGCUGCUGGAGGAGACCAGCGCCAUCGCCCUGCAUCCCGCCACUGGCCGACUUUGCUUCACCUCUCUGGGCAGAGGGGAGGGCAAGGGGGGGGAGACGGCCGGCGGCAUGGCACAGCUGCAGUGCACCAACAUGGACGGGGGAUACCAGGCCAUGCUCUGGAGGAAGUCUGUGACACCGACAUCGCUGGUGUUCUCUCACAAAGGCACCCAUCUCUACUGGGCGGACCUUGGGGCUGGGGUUAUCUGCUCAGUUGCAGUGGAUGGAUCAGACUACAGGCAGUACAAGACUGGUCCUGGCAUCCUGAUGUCCUUCACACGCACUGAAAACAUGCUGCUCUGGCUCACCAUGGACAACGAUAUAACCAGGCUGUGGUUCAGUGAUGGCGUCCAGCCUAAGAAGCUGUGGUUCGAGGUCCAGACCAAUGUGGUGUCCCUCCGGGCUUACAGCAAGACCAGCCAGAGAGGAACCAAUAGCUGCUCCGAGAAGAACGGAAACUGCAGCCAGUUGUGCCUAGCCAACCCAUGGGGGAGAAGAUGCAAGUGUGGCCAUGGUUACCACCCUGUGAAUGACACUGCUUGUAGCCCCACCCCCGAGUGCCCGCAGGGCUUUAGAGCAUGCUGGGACAGCAGUAACUGCUUUCCUGAUGCCAGAUUCUGCGACGGUGCUUUUGACUGCCCGGACCUAUCGGAUGAGCAGGAAUGUUCCUAUGGUAACGUGGCAGCCAAACCUAAAGAUGGUAACCCUGCCUCCGCGUCGCCCCCGCUCAACAACGGGACGGCACAGGUGAGGAAGGACAGCCUGGCGUGUGACGAGCAGCGCUGCGGCGGCCACGGGACGUGCGUGACGGCGGACGGAGUCGAGAAUUGCCAGUGCAUGCUGGGAUAUAAGGGCGCCUUCUGCCAAGAGGGUGAGGGGUCCGGGGGGAGCAAGGCACCCUUGGUCCUGGGGCUGCUAGCCCUGCUGGCUGUACUGGUCAUCGCUGGCCUGGUCUUCAGGAGGAGGCGAGCCAUGGCAGCAGACAAGUGUGGAGGUGCGGAGAAGGAAACCCUGAUGACCAACAUGGAGGGACGUGCGGUGUACUUUGAGUCCUUCACUAACGACCUCUAUGACCCCUCAGACUCCGACCCUGACGACAAGGUGCUGGUGUCUGCUGCUGAUGGCGUGUGUCACCAGGAGGAACCUCUACCUGCUUCAUAAUGCCUCCCUGUGCUCAUUUCUCCUGUUCAAUAAAGCAUCAACC
This is a messenger RNA of Hypomesus transpacificus, 4306 nucleotides long. It is a transcript of the gene lrp13b, whose product is annotated as very low-density lipoprotein receptor. The coding region runs from base 1 to 4263 and encodes 1420 amino acids. NCBI's taxonomy places the organism in Eukaryota, Metazoa, Chordata, Actinopteri, Osmeriformes, Osmeridae. The transcript has 22 exons. Gene Ontology annotation, molecular function: protein binding; calcium ion binding. The record is from RefSeq and is a predicted model, not a curated record.